UGUUAGGCUGAUUUUCAACGGCUAUCCACACAGGUGCGCCUGGAUAUUUGUGCGUAAUUUGCGGACGGCAUGAGAUGCGUGUUUACUAUGUGAAUGCAUGUUGUUUGGCGUAACAGGCAGAAAUGCACGUCCGCGGCUCUGCGACUCACAUUGAAAACCGUGCAAUUGGGCAUGCAUUCACUUUAACAGAGGACCAACAAGCUGGUGUAGUGUGUUAACAGAUCCACGGGGAUAAAACAGAACGACGUCUCGGUUGUUGUUGUUUUUUUUGCGAUAACACUGGAUCACUGGAGCUGCAGGAGGUCGGUUUGAAGGAAGAUUUCAGUUUUAAGGAUAAGGAAAAACGUACAAAUCACAGAUGUGAAAAGGCAGGUGCGUUUCGAGAUUUGCACCUCGUUUUUUUUUUUUUGUCUUUUUUUGUCUUUUGCAAUCUGAUUUUCGGCCGGGAGCCUGUGAAAUGCAGCCUCUACCUGACAGAUGUGUGGCACCACAACUGCAGCCUACAGAGAGCAUCUCCUGUCUGCCUGCUGCUGAUCUGCUGUGGUCUGCUGUGGAGGACUGAGACAGCUGCAAAUCUCAUCAUCACCAUCAACGUCUGCCACUUCAAACACGACGAGACACAGGAGGACAGAGGCUGCUUCUGGCUGAUCAAAGAGCCAGCAGUCACAAAGCACCUGUAGACGAUGACUCCAGCAGAGCUGCUGGCGUGAAAAAAAAAAAGCAGCAUGAGAUAAUCGAGGAGUAGCCUACCAUCCUAAUCGCCGGUUCGAGCUUUUUUUCUGUUUUGGCGAUGAUGAAACUGUUCCAGUGUGUCAGCUGACUGACAGUGGUUGCAGUGCUGUUCUAGCCAGCAGCUAAAGCGCAGACAACACAAAGGAGAUGGCCCGUCCAGGAUCAGGGUUGCUGGUGCCCGUCAACGGGCUGGGGUACCCACCUCAGAACCUGGCCAGGGUGGUGGUCUGGGAGUGGCUGAACGAGCAUGGGCGCUGGAGGCCCUACAGUGCAGCGGUGUGCCACCAUAUUGAGAAUGUACUGAAGGGGGAUGCCCGGGGAACUGUAGUUCUGGGCCAGGUGGACGGCCAACUUUCUCCUUACGUCAUCGACCUGCAGUCCAUGCACCAGUUCCGACAGGACACAGGCACCAUGAGACCAGUGCAGAGGAACUUCUACGAGCCGUCAUCUGCCCCGGGGAAAGGCGUGGUGUGGGAGUGGGAGAACGACAGCGGCUCGUGGACGCCGUAUGACAUGGAGAUCUGUGUGACCAUCCAGAACGCCUACGAGAAGCAGCACCCCUGGCUCGACCUGACCUCUCUGGGCUUCUGCUACCUCAUCGACUUUAACAGCAUGUGUCAGACCAACAGGCAGAGCCAGCGCAAGCGGCGCCUGCGGAGACGCAUGGACCUGGCCUACCCGCUCAUCAUGGGUUCCAUCCCCAAGUCGCAGUCGUGGCCCGUGGGAGCCAGCUCCGGCCAGCCUUGCUCCUGCCAGCAGUGCAUCCUGGUCAACAGCACGCGAGCCGCCUCCAAUGCUAUUCUGGCGUCCCAGCGGCGUAAGCUCUACGGAGGGACAGCAGGCAACCUGGGCACUACAGGGACUCUCGCUGUAGUGCGGCAGAGCAACACCUUUGCUGGAACUUCGCUCUGGUCUCCCACAUCCGCCUCCUCCGGCCCCAACAAUAUUAACAUAAGUAUGGGAGGUGGGCAAGCCAAAGCUGAACAGAUGCAGUUGCCACUGUCCGCUGCCAACUUCCCCUGUUCCCCCGUGAUGCCAUCUCUUUCAUCCACCCAUGGCCACCACGCUCUCAUCAUCAACGGACAGAACAACCUGAACAGGCCGGGCACCCAGCGCAUUUCCAUGGGCACUGCCAGAGGAGCCAUCCCACCAGGGGUUCCUGCCCUCCCAGUAAAGAACCUGACUGGAUCUGGACCAGUUCACCCAGCACUAGCAGGCAUGACAGGUAUCCUGAUGUGCGCUGCAGGUCUGCCGGUUUGCCUGACACGGGCCCCCAAGCCCAUACUGCACCCACCACCCAUCAACAAGAGCGACAUGAAGCCUGUGCCAGGGAUCAACGGCAUGCGCCGCAAAACCAAGAAAAAGCACCUGAGGAGAGGCAAGAACCCAGAGGAUGUGGUGCGACGAUACACAGAGAAGAUUAAAGUGGCGCCUGAUGAGGACUGUACCAUCUGCAUGGAGAGGCUGGUCAUGUCAUCCGGCUAUGAAGGCGUCCUGCAGCACAAAGGCAUAAAGCCAGAGCUGGUGGGCAAACUUGGCAAGUGUGGGCACAUGUACCAUCUGCUGUGCCUGGUGGCCAUGUACAACAAUGGCAAUAAGGAUGGCAGUCUUCAGUGUCCAACAUGCAAAACCAUCUAUGGGGAGAAAACAGGCACCCAGCCUCCUGGGAAGAUGGAGUACCAUGUCAUCCCCCACUGCCUGCCCGGCUACCCAGACUCAAAAACCAUCCGCAUUGUCUACGACAUUCCUGCCGGUAUCCAGACCAAUGAGCACCCCAACCCCGGGAAGAAGUUCAGUGCAAGAGGGUUCCCUCGACACUGCUACCUCCCUGACAACGAGAAAGGCAGGAAGGUCCUGAAGCUGCUGAUCAUGGCCUGGGACCGACGCCUCAUCUUCACCAUCGGCACGUCCAGCACCACAGGCGAGUCGGACACGGUGGUGUGGAACGAGAUCCACCACAAGACAGAAUUUGGCUCCAACCUGACCGGCCACGGCUACCCCGACCCUAACUACCUGGACAACGUCCUGACAGAGCUGUCGGCCCAGGGGGUCGGCGAGGACAACCUGAAGGACUGAUGGCCGGCUGAGCUGGCACACCAGAACACAACCCACCAUGCCCCGCCGUCUCCCAGAGUACAGGACACUGCAUGACGGGCCAACAAGCAGCCAAUAUCUCUUUACUCCCCGCCAACGAAAUCACCCUGCAGAAGUGGUGGCACAAGAGCAACAGAAGCAAAAUAAAUGACGUGGUUAUGGUCAAUAUUUUGAUUUGUAUAACCUAAGAUUCCCCCCCCCCAUCUGCUGUCUUUUGAUCCAGCCUGUGAGCUUGUUGUGUUCAUGCCAAAUUUUCUCAGAGGGUUGAAGAAUGUAAAGGUAAGAUUUCUGUCCUGGUAAAUGGUAUUUCACCCAUUUUUAGAUUCAAGCUGAAGCUGUUCCUCUGCACUUGAUGAGGGGCCAAAAGAAAUAUUUGUAAAUGUUGAACUCCGGAAUGCAUGGCCCAGACUAAUGCUGCAUAAUGAAGGUCGGGCGAUUCCCUGCAAUCGGGUGAGGUGUCGAUAUCAGUUGUUGCUUCAUUUUGUGUAGAGAAAUUGAAGAGAAUUUCAGCAUUUUGAACGAAUCCAGAUGAAUUGAUUAUCUGCAUCCCCCCUUUUUUCCUCUAAUAAUUAAAUAUUGUCCUGUAACAAGUGGUGAAACUUGGUUUUGUGAUUUAAAGGAUUUUUUUGGUGAUGUGACUGUAGAGUUGUCCAAACAUCUCUGACAUUUUACACUUCUGAUACCUUGGGUCAGUUUGUUUUCUAAAAUGGAAGUGUGUUCUGCAGUGCAUGAAGUAGAUUCCAGGAAGAUAAAAAGCUAUGAAACUUUAGUGUUUGGUAAUAAACGUAUGUUGUAUGGUUAACCUUGUGGACUGUCUAUGAGAGGAGACGUGAAAUAGAUGAAACAAGCAUCUUACCAGUCAGUCUGAUGCUUGUUACGAGGUGUUGGAACUUGACAGGCUGAGGUUGUGAAGCGGGAUUUGCUACACUCCAAGGUUAAACUCAUUUGUUUUGUUGACACACUGAUGUCGCUGACCUUUGUGAAUAUAAAGCCGGCAUUAUUUGUCUCCCUGUUGGAGGCAAACCCAGGCAUCGGCACAAUCCAUCACGCUGACCAUACAUGAGGGCGGAGUGUGUGAUUUAGUACUCUGGGGCAAUAAUAUGCCGUCUUGAGGUCCUUGAGGAGAAUAGCUGAACACACUUGGACACAAAUGGAUAUUGUUCUUUCAAACACCAACAGUUCUCCCUUGGAGAUCCAUCUUGGGCUCCUGCUAGCCUCUUGUGUGCUUGUUUGCUUCUGGGCAGAGCAUAGGGCUCCACUGCUAAAACAUCUUAUUCCCUGCGUGAGCUCACUCAGAGUUGUUAAGGCAGAACCUGAUGUAUGGCCACGCCCCCACUUCCCUCCUCCUGCUCAGCAGCAGCCGAGCACUUCAUUCUAGGAACCACGCAAAUGUUGGUCUAGUAUGUAGUUCACUGGGAACGAUUUUUUUCCUACACUCUCCUCUUCCCCCCUCAGAUUGUAUGCCCCUGAGGUAAAGACUUUUUGAAAGUCCUUGGUGGACAUCUUGUGCUGUUUCUUUACUCUGAGAUAAAAGAUAACCCAGUGCUGCAUAAUUUUCCAUAAAUAUAUCUGAUCAAUUUUAAUGAGCGGGGGUGUUGAUUUAAGGUUUGUCAUGAGGGCACCCAGUUGUGAGCUUCAUUUUGGAGUGAAUCAUAGUCUUCCAUAGCACUUUGAGGCAACAGUUUUGUCGUUUUUAAUUUUUAGGAAAAUGUCUUAAAUUGCAACUAAAUCUGUCUUUUUUUUAAGUUGAUGUUUAUAAACCCGCUUGCGAUGCUUUGAAGAAUAUAUAUGAUAUACAUUUGCAGGUGUGAUAUACCUUUAAAUUCAAGCUCAAUUUGAGUCGAUGGUGUAAGUUUAAUUUAUUUUUAUACUCUUCUAUAUGAAAAAAUAUAAAAUGACCGACAUAUACAUAACUAUACACAGGCACAUGUUAACAUGAAUACAUAAAAUCUGGCAAAGAUGAAUUUGUCAGUAUGUCAGGGACUGUUGAAAUAUGUACGACAUGUUAUGGACGUCUUAUAUUACAAGUAGUCUUAGCGUAUGCUGCUGUCGUUACCUUAAUGUAGAAUCUCUGUAGUUGAUCCCCUGUGGGACUCCAAUAAAUACAGUAAAUGUGUCUUUAUUAUCGGUGGGGGAGCUUUAGCAGCAUGAAGAUGUCCAUUCCCCCCGAAUGGGCCAUUUCUCUUUUUCUACUUGUCCAGAACAUGGGAAUGGACGCAGUCAGCAAUCUUUGUUCCGUUUGAAGGUGAAAAUGGUGCGCCUGGGUUAAAUAGAAGCUACAAAUAGUUUGGUUAUACUUUACUUGAAGGUAUACACAUAAGAGUGACAUGACACUGUCAUGAACGUGUCAUGAACACUAUAAACGAGUCAUAAACGUUCAUGACAUAACGCUUCUCUCAUUAAGUUUCAACAAAGCUUUAAUUUAAAAACACUGGAUUAAAAAUAUCAAAUACAAGACAUUUUGGUGUUCAUCCAAACACCUUCAUCAGUUGUUUAGUGUGCACAGGAAGUAACUCUGGCCUUAAUACACAGGGCAGUCAUAUGAUCUCAUGGCAUGAAGUCACAUGACUGCUAAGAUGUAGUCCAUUUGUGUUUGCCAGAGAAGAUGGUAUCCCAGCAGCUUCAGGUGAUGCCCCUCCCCCUGCUCAAGAGGUGGAGCAGGAUGGUGUGUCUGUAAAGCGCCUGGGAAUGGUUUUCAGAACCAUGUUGUAGGCUGAAGACAAAUGAUGUCUCAGCCCACCGCCCCUAUUUAAAGAGGGUCGCUCCACUUUAACAAAUAUGGCCUCCUUGACACCUCUUUCAAACCACCUAUCCUCUCUGUCCAGGAUAUUAAGUGUCAUUUGAUUUUUGUCGUGACAAGUUAGGGUUAGGGUUCAUGUGUCAUGACAGUGUCAUGUGUUCAUGAUAGUGUCAUGUCACUCUUAUGUAGAUACCUUCAAGUAAAGUGUUACCAAUAGUUCUUAGUGUUUGUUUUAAGCUAACUGGAGCAACAGAUUGGUGGGACUGACCUCUGUCAGUGCAGUUGUCAAUCGAAGUGCAGUGAAUUACUACUAAAGGCCCUGAAAACCUAUUGUCAUCAGUCAUCUCCUAACAAUGUCUUAAGGCUCAUUUAUGCUCAACGAUAGUAUGUAUUUGUAUGGAGCCUUCUUUUUGUACUCUGCGCUUGCACAUACGGAAAAAAAACCCCGGAGGGAUACAGAAAUCAUGGGGCCAGUGUAGGCAGUAGUUCGAGCGAGACACGAUGAUAGGACACAACAAAGACAUUUUAAAAAUGGCGGGUUAGGGGGAGGUAGGCGAGUUAGAAAUUUUAAACUUACCGUAAUAUACUUACUCCGCCCGGGCACAGGGACAAUUUUGUUACUAUAGAACAGCAGGGAGGAAAUUAGACGGCAAUUAAAUGGGAGUUCGACGUAGCAGAGGAAAAGUGAAGGUCCAUGCAAGACCGAUUUGUUUGAGCUCCCUCUAGUGGAUGUAUUGUUUAACAUCCAUGGCCGCGUAAAGGACGCGUGGAAGUACGUGGGCAGCGACGGUUACAUUGUUUGAAAUGAACGUAUCUAUUUUCGUUUAGAGAGCAUAAAUGAGCCUUUACACAAACACACAAUACAAUUUCUCUCAUUCCAAUGAGAUUUUUGUAUUUGUGUUCAGACAUAAAGAAAAGUGUAUUUUCACCUAGUAUUAUUUCCGCGAAUUCAAAUGUAGAUGGUUUGUCCAGUCGUUGUUUAUUCGCCUCAACAACAGUGAUGGUAACGUACCAGUGUCUGAACCUAGCGAAGUACGUUGCUAGCUAGCCACAGGCGUCAGCUGCUCAUUGAGUGUUCAGCUAGGGACGUUAGCUUUAAAUGCUACUUAUUUAUUCACGAGUGGUUGAUGUUAUGAAAUAACACUUUUAAUUUUAAAGCAAGUUAUCAGCUAGGUUUAAAGUGUUUUCGUCUGUGUAAUCUGUGGUAAACUUCAAUUUACUGGCACAGGCACAGGCACAGGCUAAAGCAAACCACUAAAAGUAUUUGUAAGUGUGAUGUUUGACCCAGGUGUUGAAAACUGUUUUUGUUUGGCCUGUUCCAUCUCAAGUUUUCUCCUUCACAACCUUUUUGACUCCCUUUACAAUACGGGACAGCAAGAGAGAAUGCUUUCAACCUAUCAGGGAAUUUUUUCCAUGUUGAGUAAAGAUUCAUCAACCAGAGAAAUCCAAAUGUUUGCCUUUUUGACUUUUUUCUUUCCAUAUGUCGGCCUUGUACUAGGAACGAUUGCAGGCCCUUUAGACUUUUCAGGUGUGUACAGACUUAUAUGGGAAUGAUGAAUAAAACAUAGUUUGGUAUUUGUCUGAUUAAGAAAGAGAGAGAUGGUGUUUAUGCAAUUUUAAAGAUCUAAUACAUGACUUAUGUGUAGCAAGAAGGCACAUUUUGUUGUUUUAAAUGACAAUGGAUGUUUUCUUUAUGGGGUGCCUACCUCCAGGAUUCAAAGAGUCUCAAUCCGAAGAUGUUCACAUGCUAUGUAUUAGAAAACAUAUUUGUUGUCUUUUUUUGAAUGAUGAUUGUCUCUAAAAAAAACUAUUACAUAAAAUUGCUAUAUUACUCUUAUUAAGAUGCAUUCCAUAAUAUGUUCCAUUUGAUUAGAAGUGGGAUAACUGUACUGGGUGGAUAUAUUGUGUGUUUGUAUCUGUCUGUCUGUGCGAGUGGGUGUGAAUGUGUGCCGAGUGUGCGUCUAGUAAACAAAUCUUUAAAGAUACAGUAAUGUUCUCCGAGAGGUGCAUGUUAACCAAACUGUGAGGAAGUUAAUUGACGAUGCACAGCUUUUUGCGUAUGAAAACAUCAUAGCUUAUUUCGAGAUAUCACCCAGGUCUUCUGGUGGUUUAGCACUGUGGUUUAAUAUCUUACUCCAGUUAGUUAGAAAGGAUUUGAUUUCCUCUAUUGGGUUUGAUUUACACAGAUGGGGACGAGGCAGCGUUUGGCGGCUCUCCUCACUCUUUCGACAUGUAAAACAUCAGAAUGUUUCGCGUAUGAAGGGCCCAUAUUAAUGGACAUUUUCAAAUCAUGUUUUUGUGCUUUGAUUUCUCUUAAGCAGUGUAUACAUAUUGCUAUUUAAAAAGGUUCACAGAGAGAAACUGAGAUCAACUCAAAGGAAGAUAUAGAGAGACAGAUUAAACUAUAAAGGGCUUCUUAAUCUAUCGGUCUUUAUUGAAUUGUGAUGACCUUGUUGCAUGUUUGUGUGUUUAUUGUGGAAAAAUAAAUGUGCCCUGGACAGGGGUAGUUUGUUUCA
Molecule: messenger RNA, 8082 nt
Organism: Perca fluviatilis (European perch)
Lineage: Eukaryota; Metazoa; Chordata; Actinopteri; Perciformes; Percidae
Gene: dtx1
Product: deltex 1, E3 ubiquitin ligase
Exons: 10
Coding region: 880-2808 (642 amino acids)
Biological process (GO): Notch signaling pathway; protein ubiquitination
Cellular component (GO): nucleoplasm
Molecular function (GO): ubiquitin protein ligase activity; zinc ion binding
Source: RefSeq, a predicted model, not a curated record